AUGCAUCUCCUCGCCGCGGCCUUUGCUGCGCUCGCGUCCAGCGCCGCAGCAUCGUACACUGGCAACCUCAACUACUUCUCCCCUUCAAACAACCACCCUUCCCUUGGCAUUUCGAUCCCCAAGGUGGCCGCCCGCCACCGCUUGCACAGCCGUGACCUCUCGCACACGGCAUGGGAUCCCAAGACGCUCGAGUUCUCCCACGGCGUCGCGUCGGGCGAUCCGGCUAUAGACAGCGUCGUGAUCUGGACGAGAGCCGCCCCGAUCGGCGCCGAGAACGACAAUAGCAACGUCACCGUCGAGAGCAAAGGCACGUUGCUCGAGACGGAUAGGUGGGUUCAGGCGAGCGCCGCCCCGGUCUGCCUCGAGUGGAAGAUUGCCGGCGACCCGAAGCUCGAGUUUCCAGUCGACUCGGGCACCGUCUUCACCAGCUCAGACAUUGACUGGACCGUCAAGGUGAUCGCGAGCAACCUGCAGGCCUUUACGACGUACUACUACCAAUUCAACAUCUGCAACUCGGACAACAAGUCCCCGUUGGGACGAACCAAGUCGCUCCCACAAAGGAGCUCGAGCUUGAGUUCGUAUGUCCGCAACAUCAGGAUCGGAGUGUACUCGUGCGCAAACUAUGCGCAGGGGCUCUUCAACGCCUACGGCAACGCCGUCAACAAGGACUCGAUCCACUACGUCGUCCACCUGGGCGACUACAUUUACGAGUACGAAAACGGCCGUUACGGCUGGGGCGACGAGCUGGGCCGGGUUCCCAAGCCGAACAAGGAGAUCGUCAGCCUGUACGACUACCGCACGCGCAUCGCGCAGUACCGGACCGACGACGGCCUGCGCCGCAGCCACCAGCAGUUCCCCUGGAUCACCGUGUGGGGCGACCAAGAGGUCGGCGACAACGCGUACAAGGGAGACAUCGUCGAGAUGAACAACAGCGAGGACUCGUUCGUCAAGGACGGCGGCGUCUCGGCCGACCAGCGCAAGAUGAACGCCGUGCGCGCCUACUUUGAGUGGAUGCCGAUCCGCCAGGUCGACAUGGGUGACGACCUCCGCGUGAGUCGCAAGUUUGCCUUUAGCGACAUGUUCGACCUCAUCAUGCUCGACACGAGGGUGUACGACCGCUCCAGCCCCGACCUGGACUCGGACACCGACCACACCAACAAGCCCAAGGACGACGCGUCGAGCGAGCUCAUGGGCCCUACGCAGGAGGAGUGGUUCCAAGAGACUCUCAAGGGGAGCUCGGCCAAGUGGCGACUGAUCGGGUCGCAGCUCGCAUUUAGCCACACCAUGGUCGGGCCCAACGGCAAGGUCAACGCCGACGCGUGGGACGCCUACGAGGCCAACCGGAACCGCACCUUUGAGACGCUCUCCGACGGCAUGGGCAUCAGCAACAACGUAUUCCUCACGGGCGAAACGCACGUCUCGUGGGCCUCGGAUGUGGUUUGGGAGGGUGCCAAGCCUUACAACUCCACGAGUGGCGAGGGUGCCAUCGGCGUUGAGUUCGCCGGUACCGCCGUGUCGGCAUCGAGUAGCGUCAUCGGUCAGAAUGGGACAUUGGAGGCGGGGAAUGCUGCAUCAAAGAUGUUGGAGGGUAUGAACCCUUCGUUGCAGUGGCUGGAGUCGUAUUAUCGCGGGUACUAUGAGCUGGAUAUCAGCUACGCCGACGUCAAUGCCCAGUUCUUUGGCACGCCAGACAUCAGGAGUGCUAACGGACUCGAGAUCUCUCUGGCCAACUUUACCGUUCAGGGCGGGGAGAACAGGUUACAGAGGGAUCCCAACGGCAAGGUUGGUGGCGGUCGGGUUGAGGCGGGGAGUCUCAAGGGAGGAGAGAUGAUGGCGACGAAUAUGAUGCACGAUACCAGGACCGGCGAGUGGAAGAUAAUGAGCUGA
Messenger RNA from Pyricularia oryzae 70-15, 1887 nucleotides. Its product is annotated as alkaline phosphatase D. Lineage: Eukaryota; Fungi; Ascomycota; Sordariomycetes; Magnaporthales; Pyriculariaceae. Bases 1 to 1887 code for a protein of 628 amino acids. The transcript has a single exon. The record is from RefSeq and is a predicted model, not a curated record.